AUGGCGUCUUUAUUCUGUUUUCUGUUCAUCUCAUUACAAUGCAUGCUUUUGCUACACACAACAGGUGUCUUAUCUCAAGCCAUCAAACAUGAAGCCGAUGUCGUCAUUUAUGGCAACACAGUCGCUGCCAUUUCAGCUGCCAUCCAAACAGUCCGAAUGAACAAAACCGCUGCGAUAGUAUUUCGAGGAAGUAAACUUGGUGGCUUAACGACAUCCGGUCUGGGCUGGACAGACUCCAAAGACGGCAACACAAUCGGCGGUAUCGCAAGGGAAUUUUACGAAAAAAUCUACGAAUACUACGAUAACGACGAUGCCUGGAAAUACGAAACAAGAGAUAAUUACAUCGACAAGCACAUUCGAGCACAACCGGGUCCAGCUAUUGGCGACAAGGUGCAGUGGACAUUUGAACCUCAUGUCGCCGAGAAGAUCCUGGAGGACUGGCUAAAAGAUGAGAAAGUCCCCGUCUUCCGAAAUGAGGCUUUAGUCCGUUCAGAAGGAGGUGUCCAAAUGGAUGGAACAACGAUCAAGUCAUUCCAAACAGAGUCUGGGUCUACUUUCUCGGGCAAGAUGUUCAUUGACGCAGGCUACGAAGGCGACCUCAUGGAGACAGCAGGAAUCUCAAACCGAGUCGGACGAGAAGACGAGGAGGAGUUUCACGAAUCAGCAGCAGGUAUUCAGAUGAAUGCGCCCAACCUUCUUACGACGAUCGAUCCAUUCAACGACGAAAAGGACCCUCACAGUGGUUUCAUUCCCGGCGUUGGAAGAAACACGACAGAGGUCGCUGCUCAACAAUCGCGUGGUAAAAAGGACCAUCGCCUGCAAGCCUUCAAUUACCGACUUUCCUUGACCAAACACAAAGACAACAAGAAGGAUUUCUUCAAGCCAAAGGACUACAACGAGUCACAAUACGAAAUUCUCUUCCGCUACAUCAAAGCAGGCCACCGAGGCCCUUUCUUCACGACACAGCUCAUGCCGAACCUCAAGACCGAUACCAACGCAGCAUGCCUUGUCAGCACCGACCUCAUCGGCGGAAGUUACAACGCCACGGCCAAUUAUGCUGAGUACUCCUACAAGGAUCGAGAAACCGCUGCGCACAGACAUACUGUCUGGGCUCAAGGACUGCUGUGGACAUUGGCAAACCACAAGGACGUACCGGAGCACAUUCGCGAUGAAGUUUCACUUUGGGGUUACGCCAAGGACGAGUGGACGAGUAACGACAACUGGCCGUAUGAGAUUUACAUCCGCGAGGCGCGACGCAUGAAUGGCGUUUACACGAUGACGCAGCAGGACAUCCAGCACCCCAAGGAGUACAACGAUACUAUUGUCGGAGUGGGAUACUACACGCUUGACGUGCACCAAGUCGAGCGUGUUGUCGUUGACGAUCGAAUCUUCGACGAAGGCCUUGUUCAUGUUCCCAACCCUGGGCCUUUCCGAAUGCCAUACGGCUCGAUCGUACCACGCAAACAGGACGCCGUCAACUUUCUGAACCCCGUGACAGUGAGCGCUACACACAUCGCGCUGUCGGCGAUUCGGAUGGAGCCGAUGUAUAUGAUCUUGGGGCAGAGCGCAGGGACGGCUGCUGUCUUGGCGAUAGAGGAUAAUGUGAAUGUGCAGGAGCUUGAUCAUAAGAAGUUGAAGAAGAGGUUGGAGGGCGAUACCCAGGUUGUGAAGUCUUUUGCAACGAGCUUGAGGACGGGAUAUGUGCAUGGAGCGAUCUCUAUAGCGAUAGUUGUUUGGCUUCAAUUGGCUUGA
This is a messenger RNA of Fusarium pseudograminearum CS3096, 1752 nucleotides long. RefSeq lists its product as uncharacterized. The transcript has a single exon. The coding region runs from base 1 to 1752 and encodes 583 amino acids. Lineage: Eukaryota; Fungi; Ascomycota; Sordariomycetes; Hypocreales; Nectriaceae. The record is from RefSeq and is a predicted model, not a curated record.